Molecule: messenger RNA, 2075 nt
Organism: Eucalyptus grandis
Lineage: Eukaryota; Viridiplantae; Streptophyta; Magnoliopsida; Myrtales; Myrtaceae
Product: probable apyrase 6
Exons: 8
Coding region: 129-1823 (564 amino acids)
Biological process (GO): nucleoside diphosphate catabolic process
Cellular component (GO): membrane
Molecular function (GO): nucleoside diphosphate phosphatase activity
Source: RefSeq, a predicted model, not a curated record
AACUCGACUCGACUCCCUCAUCUCUCUCUCUCUCUCUCUCUCUCUCUACUGUGGAGAUUGCGCCUGCAAAUUGCAUCUCCAUAGCCGAUCUGCAAUGUGAAGGAUAUCUCGCUGCUGGCACCGGCUCCAUGGACUUCUCCAAUCUGCAGUCCAGAGCCUCCUCCUCUUCUUCUUCUUCUUCUUCUUCUUCUUCAUCAUCCUCCUCUUCCUACAUCCCUCCUCACCGCACGCAGCUCCACCCCCGCAUGCACUCCUUCUCCCCUCCCCCCUUCCCUCCCCAGCCGCCGCAGCCUCAGAAAUCCCGCCCCAAGCUCCUCGUCCUCGCGGCCGCCGCCCUCUUCUGCGUCGCCCCCUUCCUCUACUACAUCUUCGCCACCGCCCUCAGCGUCCACGGCUCCUCCAAGUUCGCCGAUCCGAGCCCCGGGUUCCACGGCCUCGUCAUCAAUGCCGCCCCCUCCGGCUCGAGCAUCCACGUCUUCGAGUUCUACAGCGAGGGGGCGCUCCCGUCCGUGGCCGUCGACGGAUCGGGGACCGAGUCCGAGAGGGUCCGGCCGGGUUUGGCGGCGUUCGCGGACGACCCGGGGGCCGCGGGCCGGUCGAUCUCGGAGCUGAUCAAGUUCGCCAAGCGGCGGGUAAGGAAGAAGGACAGGGCGAAGACGAAGGUUGUGUUGGCGGUGAGCGGCGGGUUGGAGGGGUUGAGUCCCAUGGUGAGAGGGCGGAUAGUGGAGUCGUGCAGGCGAGUCCUGAGGAAGUCUGGAUUUAUGUUUAGAGAUGAGUGGGCGCGAGUGAUCACAGGGGAAGAUGAAGGGGUUUUUUCUUGGGUUGCCGUAAAUUACAUUCUUGGAACCUUGGGAAGUGAAUCUGAAGAUACCAUCGGGACAGUCGAACUUGGUGGCCGUUCUAUGGAGGUUACAUUUGCUCCUAGAGAAUCAACGCAACUGCAAACUUCCCGAGUUGUCAAAUUGGGUGGAACUACCUACAAUCUCUACACGCUAAGCUUGCAACAAUUUGGUCAGGAUGAUGCUUGGCGAUCUGAACUUCACAAUUCUGGGGAGCUGAGAACUGCUUCAAGUUCAAAUGAUAAACACGUCAUGAACCCAUGCUUUCCCAGAGGAUAUGGGCUGACAUCAAAAGUGAGAGAUGCAGAGUCUCUGACAUCAAAAGUGAGAGAUGCAGAGUCUCUGACAUCAUAUCCUGCUGGAAACUAUUCUGCCUGCAAAAAUGAUGCCUUGGCACUUUUGAGAACAAGAAAAGAUAAAUGCUCUCACCCACCCUGCAAUAUUCUCCUUUCUUCUAUUGGGAAUCUACAGGGCAGUGCAAUUCCUCUUGAAAGAUUCUAUUAUACAUCUGAGUUUUUUGGGAUGUUCUCUAGGGAGGGUUUGUUUGACUUGAAGCUAGCUGGUGAACGUUAUUGCGCUGAUGAUGAUUGGGGCAAAUUGAGAAACAAGCAAAAUAGCAUGGAAGACCUGGAUUUGUCCAGAUAUUGUUUCUCUUCGGCUUAUGUGGUGGCUCUACUGCAUGACAGUCUCGGAAUCCCUUUUGAUGAUAAAAGGGUCCAUUCUGCAAAUAGAACUGGAAGCAUUCCAUUUGACUGGACUCUGGGAGCUUAUGUUGUCCUGACGAUGCAGGAUGCUGUUGCACAUGAAUCCGAUAACUUUGGGGAAAUUGUUGGAAAUGAGUCAGUCACCUACUUUUCAUUAUUUGCUGUACUUUUGAUAGUUGUACUUGCUGCAUUUCUCAUUUCGCAAUGGCAAAAACCACAGUUAAAGACAAUUUAUGAUCUGGAGAAGGGGCACUAUAUAGUAACACGUGUGCCUAGGUAACUAGUUAGUCUUUUUUUAUUUAUUUCUUAAGCCUGUACAUUCUUAUGGAGGGAUUGGUCAAGAGAGGACAUAAGCAGAGCAGGGCGCAGCAUUGAGCAAUGCAUGGGAAAUUGCUUCCGGGGACAAAACAGAAAGCUCGUCCAAAGUCCGAACAAAGCAAAGAAAUAUCAGGAUCUGCAGUUAUUUAUUGGUGUCAGCCAGAUUUUGUGAUUAUGAAUGAAUACGUAUAAAAGUUUUUGCUUGGUUCCUUGC